Molecule: messenger RNA, 642 nt
Organism: Coffea arabica (coffee)
Lineage: Eukaryota; Viridiplantae; Streptophyta; Magnoliopsida; Gentianales; Rubiaceae
Source: RefSeq, a predicted model, not a curated record
GAUGGCAAGCAUGGCUCUAACCACCACCCUCUUCAAGUUCCAAACCUCAAGAGCAAUCAUCGUGCGCAGGCCUUGGAGCUCUAGGAUUUUCGUAGGUGUUGCGCCAAUUAAGCCUUUCCAGGCAACUAGGCGGCAUGCGACAACUGCUGCAUACGAACAGGCAGCCAAUGCAGCAAGACAAGGCAGCAAAGCAGCCAAACAAGGAACUGAGGCGGCCAAGGAAGCCGGCCAAGAAAUGAAACACGCGGCCGUUUCUAACGCAGAGGAUGUGAUGCAGAAAACCAAGAAUGUGGCCGGAAAGGUGGCCGGAGCUUCAAAAGACAUGAGUGAUAAAGCGAAGCAGACGGCACAAGAAGCCUGGGACUCGGUCAAGGACACCACUCAAAAAAUCAAAGAGACGGUGGUUGGCAAGGCCGAAGAAGCCAAGGAGUUCGCAAAACAUAAUGCUGAGAAAGUCGAGCGCAGCAUGAACACCAAAAAUUAACGCCAAUCGCACUUUUCCAUACGUAUAAUUAAAGCAUCUUCCAGUUACCUAACUAGCUUGAGUAGUUUCUCCUUGUGAUCAUUUGAAUGUUCUAGUCUAGUAAGCUGAGCCGAGUGUGCUCAAUUUGAUCACAUUAUCUGCUAUCUGUUGUCCAGAUA